Carassius gibelio (silver crucian carp) is the source of this 1537-nucleotide messenger RNA. Its product is annotated as vesicle-associated membrane protein 5. Lineage: Eukaryota; Metazoa; Chordata; Actinopteri; Cypriniformes; Cyprinidae. Gene Ontology annotation, biological process: Golgi to plasma membrane protein transport. Gene Ontology annotation, cellular component: plasma membrane. The transcript has 3 exons. The coding region runs from base 166 to 507 and encodes 113 amino acids. The record is from RefSeq and is a predicted model, not a curated record.
CUUCCAGCAGCAGAAGAGCAGACGGGUAAAGUUGUGUGACGACGCGCAUGAAGUUUCAAGAUACCGAGUUUGGGUUAUUUUCUCGUUAUCAGCCGCUGGUUUCUCUUUCAGAUGCAGUAUAUUCGGUGACAGUUUCUGGUGUAUUAAAAGCGACAGAUUAAAACAAUGGAGAAUGGGCAAAGCCGCCUCCAUCAGGCCCAGCAGGAUGUGGAGGAUAUCAAAGGCAUCAUGCUUAAUAACAUAGAAAAGGCUGACGAGCGUGCAGGAAAACUCGGGGAGCUGGAGGACCGAGCUGAUAAACUCCUUGAAAAGAGUGAACAAUUCUCAAAGACCUCGACUAAGGUGAAACAGAAGAAGCGCUGGGAGAAUAUUAAGUACAAAGUGAUCAUAGUAGCAGUUGUAGCUGCAGUGUUCCUCAUCAUUAUUGUAGUUUUGGCUGUGAGCUUAAGCAGACAGGACAGUAAAAACACACUUGAAGACAGGCCGGCAACACCAGGAGAUGGCUAGAAGAUAAGCAGUCAGAUAAGAAGAUGAGUGAACAUAAGUUGUGUUUGAAAUUCUUCAAAUCACCACCUUGAAAAUGUUAAGAAGAGGGAAGUUUUAUAGAUCGAUAAAUGUACAAACUAAAUCUGUGAUGCUACUUUUUUUUUCAAGAGGAUGCUUAAAAAUAAUGUGGUUGAUAAAAAUGAUACCAUGGUGUCACUAUAAUUUAUGCUUUGAUUUUUCAAUGGUAAUACACAUCAGUAUGUGACAUUAAUGGUAACAGUUUACAUGUAUUCUUUUUGGACUGAACUUUAGCCAUAAUUUAGAUAAAUCAGUGCCAACCACGGGUUAAAGUGUAGCAGGAAAAAUAUGUUAGAUGGCGUAGACAUUUUCAGGGAGUAGAGCAUUAAUCUUGUUCUUGAAAAAAAAAGCCUUUCUUCAUUCCUUUUUUCAUCAGUGAAAAGUGUGUGUGAUGAUCUCAAAAUCAAAAAAAAUGUCUGUGUGUUUGGUUUUUUUUUCAAAGUAUUAACGGACGAAUUUUCCAGCCUUGGUUCCCACAGCAAUACAUAUUUUGUAUGUCUUUAUAUGAUCGACCCAUUUCAGGUCUCUGAGUUUCUAUGAGCUGAUGAGUUUAAUCAGAUGUGUUUGAUUAUGGAGACAUACAAAAUGUGCAUUAUUGGGAGUAAUCCAGAUUCUGAUUUGGGACAUAUAUUGUGUGACUUUGGCAGGUUUGUGCUAAAACUUAUCUAAAGGUUGUAAAAUGUUAUUGUUAUGAUUAUUAUGACUUUAACCACCAUAGAAAUUGAGGAGGGCAUAUUCCCUCAGAAUUCAUAUUUAUCAGAAGACAAUUUCUGUGAUUUUUUUUUUUUUUUUUUUUCAAUAUCCAGUUCUUAAAAUGUUACAUUUUGGUCCCCCUUAAUCUUGAAUAAUUCCAUCCUUAGCCAUUACGAUAUUAAAGCAGAUUACUGUAAAAGUAGUCAUGACUUGAUAUCCAAAUUUUGCUGUUAAAAACAGCUUUCUAUAUAUAUAUAUAUAUAUAUAUAAUUUGUGUGUA